GGUCCCAACUUUGAAUUCCCAACAUUUUUUUUUAAUUUUUCGGAAUUAGGAACGUGGUCUGCCUGGGCCAAGCUCGCUGACAUGGGCUUACAUUUUAGGCCCAAGGCGAGCCCACUGACGGAUUUAAAGAAAUAAGUGGAGCUGCAAUUGUGGUGCACAGUGUACCAUAUACUCCACACCUCAAACUGUCAUUUUGGCGGUUAACUGAACCCUAUUCUCUCUCUCUUUCUCUCUCUCUAACCUCAGCCUAUCUAUCUAUAUAUACUUCCGGCUUUACCAAUCCCAUUGAGAGCUACUUAAAUUCCUCAGUUCUUACUCAGCCUAUGUAUCAAUUCAACUUCUCAUUUUGGUCCAACCCAUGAGUUGGUGCUUUCAAAUCAGUUUGAAGAUGUUUCAAGAACCAGGUGUCUGUUUCUACCGCUGCUGCCAAUGCAGUACCACCCUUGCAUUCACCGACCACUUAGUUUCCAAGGACAUAGUGAAGGAAGCGGCCAUCUUAACAGAUGUUCAGAAUGUGACUGCUGCUGGCCCUUAUCAAAUUGACAGUAAUAACUUGGUUGCUGAUGUUACCUGUAACGGUUGCAACAGCCUUUUGGGUUGGAAAUAUGUAAGAGUGCCACAGAGAAACUACGCAGUUCAGCCCAGAAGAUUCCUAUUGCAGUUUAGGAACAAGCUUCUGAUGUGGGAUGGAAAGAACAUGCUGUAUGCAGAUACACGGAUGGUUACAUUCCACCAAAUUCCAAAUGCCCGUUUCUUCCUCUGCCGUCAAUGCAAUACCCACAUUGCCUUGAAUGAAGAUUUUAUGAUUAGAAUCCCAGACAUAAUGAUCAAUGCAGGCAUCUUUGAAGAGGUUGUCAAUGUGGAUGUUGCUGGCAAAGCACAUUAUCGAAUGCAGUGUACUGACACAGUUGCCGAUGUUAACUGUAGCGGUUGCAGGAAACUUUUGGGUUGGAAAUAUAUUGAAGUGCCAAAGGAAGAAGCCAUUUUCCUCAAAGCCGGAACUUUCCUGCUGCAUUUGAACAUGCUCCUGAAGUGGAAUGGAACAAAUAUGCAAUGUGCAGAUUACACAUGGAACUGUUGAAAAAUGCCUGAAUUGACCGCUAUGAAGACUUUCGCAAUGGCUGCUGAUGGAGGACUCAUAUACAUGUACUAUCAAAUUCAUCCUUCUUUUAUUUUUGACUCUUAAAAUACGGAUUUGGUGUUUUCUCUGUUUCCUGCGAUACUCUAUACGGAGCAAGAGAGCAUAGAACUAUUAGUUGUUGUUGUUAGAACAAAAGGGAUUGUCUGGUGCGUGAUUUUUUUCCACGGUUUAGUAUAAGCACCCAAUACUCAAUAAUGGGAGCUUUCUAUGCAUGUACUACAAUUUCUAUCUUCUUAUGAUCUAUGAUGAAAAUAUGUCUGCUGCUGUUACAAUAGAAAUCAUAUUUUAAACUAUGUUUGAAAUAGCUUAUCUGCAUAUAUUUUGCAAUUAACUUUACUUUCUAUUAUUUGAUCUGUUUUCUUUCUAUGCCAUUUAAAAUAAGGAUUUUGAGCAUGUGUGUUUGGACAGAGGGAAAUUAGGGGAAUGUCAGUGAAAAAAUUGCAGAGUAAAAGAUUAAAAUUCAUAGCUUCAAAUGAAGUGUACUGCUCUUAAAGUUUGUAUAGCAUGAAACAUCUGUAGAACAGUUUCCAAAUAAAGAGUCCAAAGAAAUUAUGGUAUUGAAUGGAGCUUUUACAUAUUUGAGAUUUUAUUUUAUUUUCUAGAAGAAUCACAUUGAGUUGAGCUUAAUAAAACCAGUUCAAAAGUUCUUGAAAAGGCAUUUAUUCAACUUGAAAGUGAAAAAUUAUAAAUAAGAAAAUGAGGCAAAAUAUGAGCAAACAUGCGUGGGGGUGUAGGCUGAGUUUGCCUUGUUGCCACAAGCCAAUGGUUCAUGGUGUUUGGUAUUGCUGUUCUUUUUCUUUUUUUUUUCCUUUUU
Camellia sinensis is the source of this 1955-nucleotide messenger RNA. The record is from RefSeq and is a predicted model, not a curated record. NCBI's taxonomy places the organism in Eukaryota, Viridiplantae, Streptophyta, Magnoliopsida, Ericales, Theaceae.